UAUUUCGAUUUUAAGGUUGGAAAUGCUGAAGCUUUAAAUUGUUAUUACGCACAUGGAGAGCAGAAUCCAAAUUUUCAGAGGCGUAGCUAUUGGAUGUUGGAUCAGGCACAUGAGCACAUUGUUCUUCAUUAUAGAGAUAUUAAUGAGCUGUUCCAGCACAAUGAUGCAUAUUCUGCCACUAAAGCUGAAGGAGAGGCGCUGGUCAUCAAGUCAAAUGGUAGUAAUGGGCUUCUAACAUGCUGCAUCUGUCCUAGCAGCAUUUUCUGUCCUGGUGAUAAAUUGCUUGUUCCAUCAUUGGUAUCUGCUGCGAGGGCAGGGAAAUCGAAGUUUCUCAUUGGUAAUGGCAAGAACAUGUACGAUUUCACUUAUGUUGAAAACGUGGCACAUGCCCACAUAUGUGCUGAACGAGCUCUUGCAUCGUAGGCGACAGUUGCAGAGAGAACUGCAGGGGAGGUCAUAUUUAAAUUCAUUUUUUAAGUUCUGCAACAGGCAUAUUUUGUAACUAAUAUGGCGCUAAUCAAGUUUUGAGAGUUUGGUUCACUUGUUCUUGAAGGUCUUGGCUAUGAAUGGUACUCUCAUCUUCUUGAAGGGCCUAAACUAAUUAUAAAACCUGUGUAGGCAGCUUUGUCCCAAGUUUCCUAAGUUGUCCUAUAUUAGAAGAAGAUUGAAAUUUGAAUGUGCACUUUGAAGGCUUGGGAGCUCUUUGCGAGAUUUUCAAUGACAUUUCAAUGAAGCCCUUGAGAAGAUGGGAUGGAUGAGUUGUUCUGUUUUGUAGGUAGAUAUAAUUACAAUUUACAACAUAUUCAUUGAAUAGUUGAAUGCUACAAACAAUGCUUAUGACACUAGCCUUAUAAAUUGGAAAUUAUCAUCUCUAUCAGUUUAUGAUAUACAAUCAAAUAUUACGUAUUAAUGAAUCAAAGCAUGGUAUUUGUUUGUUAUU
Messenger RNA from Camellia sinensis, 940 nucleotides. NCBI's taxonomy places the organism in Eukaryota, Viridiplantae, Streptophyta, Magnoliopsida, Ericales, Theaceae. The record is from RefSeq and is a predicted model, not a curated record.